AGGGUUUAGUUUUCUAUUGAAUUUAAUGUGAAGGAAGGCUUCUGACUGAGCACGCCUUCCACGGGUACUGUUACAGCUGGAUCCACUGCAGCUCGUGUGUGUGUGUGUGAGACAGAAAACAUUGGCCCCGUGGCGAUGUGUGGAAGCGCAUUGCAAUGAAACCACCGUGAGACUACUAACCGUGUUACUACCAGGUGUCUUCUGUUGUCAUUUUAUUCGGUGGUUUUCACAAUGAUGCUGUGAACCGUGUCGAAAACACUGCAGGUCGUGAAUCUUGCAACCACACCGACAGAGAAGUAAGGACUGUUUUCUUCGAGUAGGAAGCGUUUGCGAUGCCGUCUGCAGAUGCAGGACAGGCGGUGACAGGCGAGGGGGCUGCGGGACUCGGCCUACCCCGAAGACAUGCCUCGUCCCGGGCCACCUGGGAAAGACCCGCAGCCUCCACGACCACCUGGGGAGCGCGCGGUGAAUGUUCUGUGGUCUUUUGGGAAAUGCCUCGCCACCCUUCUGCCAGUGUACCUGGCUGGAUACUUUGGAUUCAGCAUCCUGCUGGUGCUGUUCGGUCUGCUGGUCUACAUGGGAUGGAAGCACAGUCGGCUGGAGAAAGUGAUGAGGCUGAAGUCUGCCAUGUACCUCUUGGAGAACGAGAGGCAGUUUACAAUGGGAAACGUGAUGAGAACUAAACGUGAUUUACCUCCAUGGGUCAACUUCCCGGACGUGGAAAAGGUGGAGUGGCUGAAUAAGAUUCUGCAGCAGGCUUGGCCUUUCGUGGGCCAGUAUCUGGAGAAGAUGCUCUUGGAAACAGUGGCUCCUGCAAUCCGUGCUUCUAGCGUUCAUCUGCAGACUCUCAGCUUCACCAAGGUCAACCUGGGGGACAAGGCCCUGAAGGUGGUGGGCGUAAAAGCCCACACAGAACAUGACAAGCGGCAGGUGCUGUUGGACCUGUAUGUGAGCUAUGCUGGCGAUGUUGAAAUCAACGUGGAGAUCAAAAAGUACUUCUGCAAAGCGGGAGUCAAAGGGAUCCAGCUGCACGGGAAGCUUCGAGUCAUCCUAGAGCCCCUGAUCGGUGACGUCCCCCUGGUGGGAGCCAUCACCAUGUUCUUCAUCCGCAAGCCGAAACUGGACAUCAACUGGACUGGGCUGACCAACCUUCUUGAUAUCCCGGGGUUAAAUGCCAUGUCGGACACUAUGAUAAUGGAUGUAAUAGCUUCCCACCUGGUGCUCCCCAAUCGCCUCACUAUCCCCCUGGUGGCCGACCUGCACGUCGCACAGCUCCGCUCUCCCCUCCCAAGGGGGGUGGUGCGCAUCCACCUGCUGGAGGCUGAAGACCUGACCACCAAGGACACAGUGAUCAAGGGCUUCAUCGACGGGAAGUCUGACCCGUACGCCGUGCUGCGCGUGGGCACCCAGACCUUCACCUCCCGCCACGUCGACAGCAACCUCAACCCCCAGUGGAGGGAGAUGUAUGAGGUGAUUGUCCAUGAAGUGCCAGGUCAGGAGUUGGAGGUAGAAUUGUUUGACAAAGACCCCGACCAGGAUGACUUCCUGGGGAGGGUCAAGGUGGAUCUGGAUAUUGUAAAGAAGGCCAGAGUUGUGGAUGAGUGGUUCAGUUUGAAGGACGUUCCUUCCGGAAGUGUUCACCUCCGCCUGGAGUGGCUGUCUCUGCUGCCCUCUGCUGCACGGCUCAGUGAGGUGAUCGAGAGGAACUAUAACCUAACCAGUAAGACCUCCGACCCCCCCUCUGCUGCCAUCCUCGCCGUCUACCUGGACCAAGCUCACGCCCUCCCGUUGAAGAAAGGCAACAAGGACCCCAGCCCAAUGGUUCAGAUCUCCAUUCAGGACACGACAAAGGAGAGCAGAACUUGCUAUGGGACCAGUGAUCCUGUAUGGGAGGACGCCUUUACCUUCUUCAUUCCAGAUCCACGCAAACAGGACAUUGACAUUCAAGUGAAGGACGACGACCGCGCUCUGUCGCUGGGCAGCCUGACCAUCCCCCUGGCCCGCCUCCUGGAGAGCCCCGGCCUGGUCCUGGACCAGUGGUUCAGCCUGGAGAACUCGGGCUCCGCCAGCCGCAUAUACAUCAAGACCAUCCUGAGAGUGUUGUGGCUGAACGAGGAGGCUGGCGCCACUACCCCCUCCUCCCCUCUCUCCACCCCGGGCUCGGGGCCGACUCCUGGGGGGCCGUCCACGGAGCUGGGCCCCCCGGGCCCCGGGAGCUCCUCCAAACCUCAGUCGGCGUGGCCCCAGAACACAGCGCCGGACCCCGAGUUCGCAACAGAGGGCGUGCUGCGCAUCCACCUGGCCGAGGCCCAGAACCUGAUCGCCAAGGACAACUUCAUGGGCGGCAUGGUGAAGGGGAAGAGUGACCCAUACGUCAAGAUGAAGGUGGCGGGCAUCACCUACCGGAGCCACACCAUCAAGGAGAACCUCAACCCCGUCUGGAACGAGCUCUACGAGGUGAUUCUGACCCAACUGCCCGGGCAGGAUAUCCAGUUUGAGCUGUUUGAUAAGGACAUCGACCAAGACGACUUCCUGGGGAGGUUCAAGCUCAGCCUCCGUGAUAUCAUCAGUGCACAGUUCAUCGACACCUGGUACACUCUGAACGACGUCAAGUCAGGCAGAGUCCACCUGCUGCUGGAAUGGCUGCCCCGAGUCUCUGAGCUCAGCCGGCUGGAACAGAUUCUGCAGUACCAGUCCCAGCAGUCAUACCAGAACAAGGUGGUGCCGUCUGUGGCCGCACUGUUUGUGUAUGUGGAGCGCGCCCAUGGGCUGCCGUUAAAGAAGAGUGGCAAGGAACCUAAAGUGGGAGCAGAGAUUCUUCUUAAAGGUGUUUCGCACCGAACUAAGAUUUGUGAGCGCUCCACAUCCCCACGGUGGGACGAAGCCUGUCACUUCCUGGUCCGGGACCCCAGAGAGGAGACCCUCAUGGUCAAGCUCUCCCACAGCUGGGGCAUGGCUCUUGGUUCGGUGGCGAUCGCUCUGAAAGACGUGCUGGCUCAGCCAGACCUGGUGCUGGACCGCUGGCUCACCCUGGAGGGGGCCCUGCCUGAGAGCCAGAUAUUGCUGAGGGCCACACUCAAGCUUCUGGACACUCAGCUGGCGCUGUGCCACCCCCCUGAUGACGGCACUGGGGAGGAGGGCGAGCCCAUCAUUCCAAAGUGGGACCCUGCCCACCUGGACCUCCGUCACCGCGGGGGGUUCACGGGAAUAAGUGAGCCCGGGGCGGUGGCGGGCCAGGUGAAGCUCACCAUCGCUUAUUCAUCAGAGGAGAACCGGCUGUACAUCACCGUCCACUCCUGCAGAGCCUUGGCGGCCUGUUCUAAGGACGGCGCCGACCCCUACGUCAGCCUGCUGCUGCUGCCCGACAAGAAGGGCGCCAGCAAGAGGAAGACGGCCACCAAGAAGAGGGACCUGAACCCGGAGUUCAACGAGAGGUUUGACUUUGACUUCUCUUUGGAGGAGUCCACGCAGAGGAGACUGGACCUGUCUGUGAAGAACAAUGUGUCGUUCAUGAGUCGAGAGAGGGAGCUCAUUGGGAAGUUUCUCCUGGACCUGGACCAGGUGGAUCUGAAGGCCGGAGUCACACAAUGGUAUGAUUUGAUUGCAGAGAGCAACUAGAAGAAUUUACACUUUUCAUCUUAAAUCCUAUAUCACUGUGAUCGCUGCUUCUGUACCGUGUGCUUAUGUGGUCACUAUUUUAUUCUGCUUACGUGCUGAUAGAUCAUUGGUGUUGAAAUGUGAUAACCACUCAUUUCUCACAGUAGCACAAAUAGCCCAGUGUUCACCACCAGCUAGUAGCUUAUUUUCUGUCAAGUGUCCAUUCAUUCAGGAGAUUGUGGAUAUAGAUAGAUAUACACAUCCAAAAAGAUAGUUCAUCACUGAUGUGCAACCAUGUUGCAGAACCUACAGAUAGUUGGAGCACUCAGAAGUCCUCUUGGAGUUGUAUUGUCAAAGGACUCCUGCUGUGAGAGUCUGCUUUAUAUUUAUGUGCUGUCUUUAUAUUUAUGUAUUUUGAAGUGUUAUUUUUUUAAAAAUGUCCAGUCAAAAUGGUAACAAAUUUAACUGAAAGUAUUAUUUUCUACCUGAAACCAUUCCUUAUUUUAAUUUUGUUUGCAUUAUUGUGUUUAUAUGAUUGCCUUACUGAUUACAGAAGUGUGCACAAAUGAAAAAGUUUUAUAUGUUUUAAAAAUGUUUUAAAAAUGAAUUUAUAUUUUAACAGACCUAGUCCCCUUCUAUUCGACACCUGAAUAGCAAGAUAAGAUCCUAUGUCUAAACCACUGUGCUUUUCGAUUGUAUGAAGACAAAACAGUUUUAAUUAUAACAACAACAACAACAACAUCAGCAUCAUAUUGUAUACUCAACCAACAGCUUCUUUGUUAACCUAGAUGUGUGAUGUGCCAAAUCGAGUGGGCCAAUCCUGUACUGUAGUUGUCGUCAGUGAGCUGCUUGCCAAAUGUUCCAUGCCAAUCGGUUUCCUAUGGCUAUUUCUUAAAGAGAUGUAAACACAUGCUGUAGCUGUUCCAUCGGUCAAUUCAUUGCAAAGGCUUGACAACUUUAAAUGAAGUGUAGCGUGGGCUAGUCAAAAAUAAAUACUGCUUUGCUUCGACCUUCUUCCUACACUUUGUUGUAUCUGUUAUUCUCUCAAGUUAACAAAUAAAGUUUGCACUCUGAGAAUA
Molecule: messenger RNA, 4676 nt
Organism: Gadus morhua (Atlantic cod)
Lineage: Eukaryota; Metazoa; Chordata; Actinopteri; Gadiformes; Gadidae
Gene: esyt1a
Product: extended synaptotagmin-like protein 1a
Exons: 31
Coding region: 403-3618 (1071 amino acids)
Biological process (GO): lipid transport
Cellular component (GO): endoplasmic reticulum membrane
Molecular function (GO): calcium-dependent phospholipid binding; calcium ion binding; phosphatidylinositol binding
Source: RefSeq, a predicted model, not a curated record